Molecule: messenger RNA, 1787 nt
Organism: Vanrija pseudolonga
Lineage: Eukaryota; Fungi; Basidiomycota; Tremellomycetes; Trichosporonales; Trichosporonaceae
Exons: 3
Coding region: 37-1710 (557 amino acids)
Source: RefSeq, a predicted model, not a curated record
CAACAUCCCCAUCCUCGUCCUCAACUCCCACCCGCAAUGUCCACGCGCGACUACACCGACUCCGAGUCGGAAUCCGAAACACCUGCUCGUCAGCUCACAUCUGCACGCUCGACGCCAGCACGCGGAUCGCCUACGCGCAGCUCGCCCACCAAAGCUGGCGGGCCCUCGAAUCCGUCGUUACGCAUCACACUCCGUCCCAACAUGUCCCACCUGGUCGACGAGUCGCCGUCCACAUCCAAGAAGCACCCGCGCGAGCGCUCGCGCGAACGCAGCGAGGGCGACCACUACGACCGCGACCGCUCGUCUGCUUCCCCGCCGCCGCCGCACCAGAUCCGCCUCAAGCUCGGUUCGAGCAGCGGCCGCGGGUCGAUGGCGUCCAAGGCAGCCUACUCGUCGUCUGAGGGCGAGAGCGACGCCCCAGAGCACCGCAAGAAGGACGACCGCUCGCCACCGGCCAAGAAGCAGCGCACAUCCAAGGGGGCAGCGAACAAGCAGUCCAAGCCUGCCGGGCCUACCCUCCCCGCGCAGCAUCGCAAGACGUACGACUGGCUCCAGCCAUCCUCGGCGUCGGCGUCGCACCACGGCCCGCCGGACCGCGAGGGCCGCGAGGCGCGUGAGCCACCCAAACCCGAGCCAAAGGUCACCCCGAAGGCCAAGAAGCCGAGAGAGAAGAAGCCAAAGGAGAAGAAGGAGGAGAUAGUGGUGGACAAGGUCGAGACGGAUGUCGACGACGACGUGCGCUCGCUCCUCGGCGAAGAGUUUGACUCGCCCCAGGGCUCGGUGCCGCCCGAGGGGAAGAGCAAGAAGGCGAUUGCUGCUGCUGCGCGCCGCAAGGCCGCCGCAGCGGGCGGCGAGGCUGGGCCAGGCCGCAACUGGCGCAAGGGACUGAAGAAGGGCGAUCCGCUGCCGUGGAAGGACGCAACAUUCCUUGGAGACGGGCACAAGGUGAUGAAGUCUUCCCCGCUGGCCACGCCACAGCGCCCGGCCGCCUCGACAGAGGGCACGCCCGAGCCGUUAGAUGCUGCGGUGCUCACUGCCGCGAUCAAGCGCGACGUGCGCGAGCCGUCGCCGCCCUUUGUGCUCGCCGACGCCGCAGCGCUCGGGUUCCCAGUCUUCUCGAAACCCAUCACGGCGCCCAAGAUCGCCCUGUCGCCCUUCCCGAAGAUCACGCAGUCGUUCGCGCCGUUCGACAACAAGCCGUUCCGACCGGAAAAGGUGCGCUCGUGGAACGUCGGCGAGCGGACCCUCGUCGGCAUAGGAGGCGGCACGCUCAAGUUCAAGACGUGGGCGCGCGGCCCGCAGUCGGCGCUGGGCGUCGUGCUCGAGGCGCAGCGCGAGGCCGAGGCGGCGGCCAAGGCGGCGAAGCGCGCGGCGAAGGAGGCAAACAACUCGGGACAGGAGAGCACGCCCGGACCCAACUCGGCGCCGCCGGAGCGCCCGCCGCUCCUCCACUCCCCGUCGGCGGACAGCGUGCUCCCGCAGGACGGCGAGGGGGAGGACAACGCGUCCGAGAUUGGCGAUGGAGAGGAGAGCGUUGCCGGGUCGGCGCGCGACUCGCCCGCUCCCAGCCCUGCGCCGAUCCGUGGUGGUCGCGGCGCUGCGUCGAAGCGCGGACGCCCGCGCAAGUCCAAGCUCGCGCAGGAGAUUAUCCCUACCGAUCAGAGCGAUGGCGAGGACGGCGGCGAGGCGGUCAAGACGGAGGAGGCUUAGCGGGGCGGUGUAGAUCCGGGAGGCGUAUACCCAUGCAUUGUAUAGAGUGUGCGGGUAGGCUGCCAAGCAGUCUGGAA